Molecule: messenger RNA, 925 nt
Organism: Drosophila erecta
Lineage: Eukaryota; Metazoa; Arthropoda; Insecta; Diptera; Drosophilidae
Product: probable RNA methyltransferase CG11342
Exons: 2
Coding region: 116-832 (238 amino acids)
Biological process (GO): negative regulation of pre-miRNA processing; miRNA metabolic process
Cellular component (GO): cytoplasm
Molecular function (GO): O-methyltransferase activity; RNA methyltransferase activity
Source: RefSeq, a predicted model, not a curated record
AGUUAACAUCGUUCGGCAUAAAAGUGUGAAAUAUCGCUUACCGCUACGGUCUCUAGCAGCAUGUUUUUCUGAAAUCAAAACAAAUUAAAACAGGAAAUACUUAAAACACUGAAAUAUGGAAAUUAGAAACAACGAUCCGGGCGCCGUUCAAUAUGGCAACUUCUUCAACUAUUAUCAGUUCAGCUCCGCUACGGAACGCGUGAAGCUGUUACCAGGUGCGGACAUUUGGCUACCUGUAUUGGACGAUGCAGAAUCCCAAAGAGAUAAACCCUAUUUCAUCCUGGAUGUGGGCUGCAAUUGCGGCGUACUCACUCAACUGAUGCAUAAAUACCUUAAGGAGCGUCUAGGGAGAUCGGUUAAAGUCCUGGGAGUAGAUAUAGACCAUCGGCUGAUUCAACGUGCCACCGAGGAGAAUGAAUCGCCGGAAGAUGUGAGCUACGCCUGCGUGGAUGUCCUCGAUGAUGAUGCCUUUGAAUCCGUAAAAACAUAUAUGGAGGUGAAUAAUCUCCAGAAGUUUGAUGCCAUUUGCUGCUACUCCAUUACCAUGUGGAUUCACUUGAAUCAUCAUGAUCAAGGACUGCGCUUCUUUCUGCACAAGCUCUCCAAUCUGGCAGAGCUCCUGGUGGUGGAACCACAGCCCUGGAAAUGCUAUCAGAAAGCAGAGAGACGCCUGAAAAAAGCCGGUGAGAUCUUCCCUCUGUUCCUGGAACUCAAGUGGCGAUCUGAUGUGGAUCUGCAGAUACAAAAGUACCUGGAGGAGGCUCUAGACCGACGGAAAAUAUUCGAGUCGGCGCCCACCAAAUGGCAGCGAAAGAUCUGCUUCUACAGAUGAUAAUUAAGGUGUAAAGCCAAUAAAUUGGAAGACCUUUCAAAUGGAUGAUAACCAAAUAAAUCUUAAAGUAACGAAUGGAAACUAGUCCACGUU